AUGUCCGCCAUUCGCCUGAGUGUUUUUGUUUCUCCCUCGCUUAACGAAGUCGAGUACGGUUUUAGUUACUCGGCCGGAAAGGUUAUUAAUCGGACGGCGGAGUUCAUAAUCAGCAAAAGCUUCACCAGAAUUGCUGUACAGUUCCCUGAUGAGUUGUUAAAGGAUUCGACUAAAGUCGUGAGUGCUCUUAAGAGCAAAACGCGUUUGCUUAGGGAGACCAACACUGAAAGAAGUGAAGAUGACAGAGAAGUUAGGUUCUUUGUUAUGGCGGACACAACUUAUGGUAGUUGCUGCGUUGAUGAAGUUGGAGCUUUGCAUAUUGAUUCUGAAUGUGUUGUUCAUUACGGGCAAACAUGUCUAAGCCCGACAUCGGUUCUUCCAGCAUUCUUCGUGUUCGGGAAAGCUUCGAUAAAAGUCUCGAGCUGCGUAAAGCAUUUGCUAGAUUACGCGUCUAAGAGCGAUAAGCCUAUUAUGAUUCUUUAUGGACUAGAAUACGCUCAUGUGAUUCCGUGUAUUCAAGAAGAAUUAGGAUUAUUAUCGAAAAAGGCUGAGUCUCAAUUGAAGUUCUCUGUAGCAAGUGUCUUGUGUUCGUUUAUUAGUCCAUCCAAAGAUCCUAGAGAAUCGAUGGAGCAUCCAUUACCAUCUGGCGAAAGCGAUUCUGAUGAUAACACAUCCUCCUCAUCUAGAAACUAUAAGUUAGGAGGGUUAACAUGGGACUUACCAGAAGGAAACAAAAUCGAGGACUAUUUACUUUUCUGGAUCGGUACUGAAAGUUCAGCUUUUGCCAAUGUAGUACUGACCUUCAAUGGUUGUGACAUAGUCAGAUAUGAUGCUGAAGAAGAUUCUUUGGUGACAGAAUUCACUCAACAGAGAAGGAUACUUAAACGACGGUAUUACUUGGUGGAGAAAGCUAAGGACGCGAAUAUUAUAGGUAUCUUGGUGGGGACUCUUGGUGUCGCUGGUUACCUUCACAUGAUUCAUCAUAUGCAAGCACUCAUAUCCGCGGCUGGAAAAAAAUCGUACAUUCUUGCCAUGGGACGGCCUAACCCGGCCAAACUCGCAAACUUCCCUGAGUGCGAUGUUUUCAUUUACAUCUCAUGCGCCCAAACCGCUCUUUUAGAUAGCAAAGAGUUCAUGGCCCCUGUCAUAACUCCAUUUGAAGCCAAUCUUGCCUUUAGCAGAGGGAGUGAAUGGACAGGUGCAUACCUAAUGCAUUUCCAAGAUGUGAUGAACUCUUCAAAAUCAGAAUCAGAAGCACAUAGGGGAUCGGAGGAGCCACGGUUCUCCUUCUUUCAGGGUGGUUACGUAGAAGAUCACGAUGCAAACGGUAUCCUAGACGCUAAGUUACUUGCUGCAGAUCAAGCUAAGAAUGACGAGGAAGACGCAGGAGAGACCAUGGCGCUGGUACAAGCUGCAGAGAAAGCAUUGCAGUUGAGAGGCAAAGAUCAUAACGCACUCACUAAGCAAACCGCUGCAAAAUCAGGACCUGAGUAUUUCCUCAACCGUGCUUAUCGUGGCCUGGAGAUAAACAGCGACAAUACUUCGCCUGAGCCUUUCAUAGUUGGUAGAAGUGGGAAGGCGUCGGGAUACAAGCACGAGUAA
This is a messenger RNA of Thlaspi arvense, 1602 nucleotides long. The record is from the annotation of a GenBank genome assembly. Lineage: Eukaryota; Viridiplantae; Streptophyta; Magnoliopsida; Brassicales; Brassicaceae.